AAGAUGAAAUUGCCCUUUUGCCUAGGUAACACAAACAAUCCUAAAAUUUGACUUAAAAGAACCUAUAUGGUGUGGAUACUUUUCACUGGAGUUCGUUAUAGUUCCCUUUUUUUUUUCUUUUUUUUUUGGAACAUUUAUACAUUUUUAUACAAUUUUUUUUAUGUUCUUUUAUUAAUUGAGUUUAUGGAAAAAAUAGUUGGAGUUUACUAUUGUUAAUUGUCAACUGUUGGACAUUUUUUUGUCAUUUGAAUCACAUUGAUACUGAUUUUAUUAGUUUUGUUAUAUAUCUAUUGGAACCUGUGAUAUUUGCUGGAAAGUCUCCCUCCUUUUCUAUGUUGAUAGUAUGGGUGAUUAGCAAUUAUGGGGUUUUUUUGUAUUAAGUUUUUGUGUCACAAAGUGAUGUGUGAUCUUAUUACUCUUGUUUUCUAAUGGAUGAGUAAUUUAUUCUAUUAAAAGAGAUAAAACAAAACAAAUAGGUGCAAGAUAUGUGACAAAUAUGAUUCUCAAUCACAUUCAUAGAGUAAGAUUUAUUGAUUAUAAUCUUUCCUUCUCUGAUAAGGACAAUUUUUCAAUUAGCCUUAAAAACAUGGUUUUUUUUGGGGGGGGUGGGUUAAGUAGUUCAGCAGCUGUUAAGUGUAUUUUCCUCAUAAAUUUUUAAUGCAUUCUUUAUUUUCAAAUAGAAUAAGACCUUGAAUGAGCACUGUCCUUGUACCAAAUCCCAUUCUUUUUACCUUGUCAUUACCUAUUAAGGGUUCCAUUUGAUAAUAAAAAAGUGGAUGGCCAAACAUAAGACAGUGGGAAAGGGCCAUGUGAUAUCUAUCUAUGGUAUAUAGCAUUAGCCAAAGCCAAAUGGAAGAAGGCACACAUUGAACAAGUUGUUGGGUUGACUUGAACCAACCCCCCUCCCCUACCCAAAAAAAAAGCACACGCACACACACACACACACACACACACACACCAUAUAUAUAACAGAAUUAGGUCAUUCAAAGCCUAAAGAUACCAAAAGGUUCUUGAGAAGUUACUUGUGCCCAUACAAUUAAAUUUGUGAACUUCACAAAAGCAUCUGUUCAGAAAAAAGGAAGGGAGAAAAAACAGGAGGAAACAGAAGAAGGCCUGAUGAAGGAAAUUGCACGGUACAUGGGAUUGGAGCUUGGAAAGGUUCACAUAAAGCGGUUUGCCGAUGGUGAAAUAUAUGUUCAGUUGCAAGAGAGUGUUAGAGGAUGUAAUGUAUACCUUGUGCAGCCCACCAGCCCUCCAGCAAAUGAGAAUCUCAUGGAACUUUUGAUAAUGAUAGAUGCUUGUCGAAGAGCAUCAGCUAAAAACAUCACUGCAGUAAUCCCAUAUUUUGGAUAUGCAAGAGCUGAUAGGAAGACACAAGGGCGUGAAUCCAUUGCGGCUAAACUUGUUGCAAACCUUAUCACAGAAGCAGGUGCAAACCGUGUACUUGCUUGUGAUCUGCAUUCUGGGCAGUCCAUGGGUUACUUUGAUAUUCCAGUGGACCAUGUUUAUGGCCAGCCUGUGAUCCUUGAUUAUCUUGCCAGCAAGACGGUUCAUUCUAAUGAUUUGGUUGUGGUCUCACCUGAUGUUGGAGGAGUUGCAAGAGCACGCGCAUUUGCAAAAAAAUUAUCUGAUGCACCUUUAGCAAUUGUUGAUAAAAGGCGUCAUGGACAUAACAUUGCUGAGGUUAUGAAUUUGAUUGGAGAUGUUAGAGGAAAAGUUGCAGUUAUGGUGGAUGACAUGAUUGACACUGCAGGGACUAUUGCAAAAGGUGCCAAGCUUUUACACCAAGAAGGAGCCAGGGAAGUCUAUGCAUGUUGCACUCAUGCUGUUUUUAGCCCCCCUGCAAUCGAGCGGUUGUCAAGUGGUCUAUUUCAAGAGGUGAUUAUUACUAACACAAUUCCAGUGAAGGAGAAGAACUACUUCCCCCAGUUGACAGUUCUUUCAGUCGCAAACCUGUUGGGUGAAACUAUUUGGCGUGUUCAUGAUGAUUGUUCUGUGAGCAGCAUUUUUAUGUAAAAUCAUUCGACUUUCCUUUUGUGGUUAAACUAAUGGCCUCUUGCUCUUUUUAAUUCACAUAUGGGUUCCAUUC
Malania oleifera is the source of this 2089-nucleotide messenger RNA. Its product is annotated as ribose-phosphate pyrophosphokinase 1. NCBI's taxonomy places the organism in Eukaryota, Viridiplantae, Streptophyta, Magnoliopsida, Santalales, Ximeniaceae. Gene Ontology annotation, cellular component: ribose phosphate diphosphokinase complex; cytoplasm. The transcript has 7 exons. Bases 1117 to 2016 code for a protein of 299 amino acids. Gene Ontology annotation, biological process: ribonucleoside monophosphate biosynthetic process; purine nucleotide biosynthetic process; 5-phosphoribose 1-diphosphate biosynthetic process. The record is from RefSeq and is a predicted model, not a curated record. Gene Ontology annotation, molecular function: magnesium ion binding; ribose phosphate diphosphokinase activity.